This is a messenger RNA of Magallana angulata, 1214 nucleotides long. RefSeq lists its product as uncharacterized. NCBI's taxonomy places the organism in Eukaryota, Metazoa, Mollusca, Bivalvia, Ostreida, Ostreidae. The transcript has 2 exons. The record is from RefSeq and is a predicted model, not a curated record. Bases 70 to 984 code for a protein of 304 amino acids.
GCAACACUGGCGACCUUGAACUUGAAGGGAACAGAAAGUGCAACACAUGUUUUAUAGAAACUGUACUAGAUGAAAGCAAUGUCUGGUAAUGUUAAUACUAGUAUGGUUAGAGUAAAUUGGAAAGGAAUGUCUAUAGUGAUCCCAUUGGUGUGGUAUGCAAUUGCUCUGACAGUUAGUUCUCCACAACUUAACCAGUACAUUGUACAGGAAAAUGUUACCUAUAUACCCAUAAACCACGAGGAAUACAUGGAAAUAACGAAAGACAUAAAAUGUAAAGAUCCAAAUCAAAUUUUGACUUAUGUCCUGGACCCUGUCAGCAAUAGAACUCAUCUUGGCUGUUUUUAUGAAAAAAUCGUAAUUGGGAGGUAUUGUCCAGAAUUCAACAUUGAUGAAAGUAAUAGAACCAUUCUUCAACAGAAAUACGCGGCUCCUUGUGGUAAUUUGGGUAUAACACCAUGUGACUUUGCAUAUAAUUCCUCUGAGAGCUUCAAGAUGUUCGGUUGUUUUAUAGUAUAUGGAGGAAUACCAUCUCUAAUGCAGCGAGGACAGGAAGUUGAGAAUUUCAAAAAAGAAGAACUGAUAUUGAGAAAAUUAAUAGGAAGCUUGAAAAUAACUGUGGAAGAAAGAGAUAAAAAAAUAACAAACCAGUAUGUUGUGAUUGGGGUUGUUGUUACAUUUUUAAUUAUCAACUUGGUAAUAUUAGCUUUUAUUUUAUUCUAUAAGUAUUUCAUGCAUAAAAACAGAGAAAAUAUUGCUAAUUUUUCUGGUAAUCAGUUCAAAGAGAGAAAAAGUAAUGAAGAUGAUCCUUUGAAUGGACCUUUUGAAAAUACCAGAGCUAAAGAAGAGAGGCAAAGUAAUGAAAAUGAUCCCUUGAAUGGACCUUUUGAAAAUAUCAGAACUGCACCUCGCAGUGUCACACAUGAUAAAGUUGAAAUAGAAGGAGAAAACGACUUGGAAGAUCAACCACCAAUAAGUGUAAACUAAAAAGGCAAGUAAAAAAAAUUCAAAUUGCACAUGCAACUUUCGCAUGUAUGUGAUACAUUUAACAUUCCUGUGUUCCUCCUUGUGGGAAAAGUGACUUGUAUACCUUUGUGAUUAUUAGCAUAUUUAUGUUACAUUAAUAUCAUUUUAGAAUCGAAAUACAACAUUGUCUGCAAUUAUCGUUAUGAAUUUUAAAUAAACAACAUGUAUUAAAAUUAAUCAUUGAAUUUUGA